AUGCCAACAGAUUCUACUCCAAGCCCUGUAGCGGCUGGCGCACCAACCCGUUCGCCAACAGUCGAUGGCCCCACUACAAGCAGCCCUGUUGCUGUGGGAGCGCCUACAAGGAUGCCAACAGAUUCUACUCCAAGCCCUGUAGCAGCGGCCACCAACCCGUUCGCCAACAGUCGAUGGCCCCACUACAAGCAGCCCUGUUGCUGGGAGAGCCUACAAGAUGCCAACAGAUUCUCACCAAGCCCUGUAGCCGGCGCACCACCCGUUCGCCAACAGUCGAUGGCCCCACUACAAGCAGCCCUGUUGCUGGGAACACCUACAAGAUGCCAACAGAUUCUCACCAAGCCCUGUAGCAGCCGGCGCACCAACCCGUUCGCCAACAGUCGAUGGCCCACUACAAGCAGCCCUGUUGCUGUGGGAGCGCCUACAAGGAUGCCAACAGAUUCUACUCCAAGCCCUGUAGCGGCUGGCGCACCAACCCGUUCGCCAACAGUCGAUGGCCCCACUACAAGCAGCCCUGUUGCUGUGGGAGCGCCUACAAGGAUGCCAACAGAUUCUACUCCAAGCCCUGUAGCAGCUGGCGCACCAACCCGUUCGCCAACAGUCGAUGGCCCCACUACAAGCAGCCCUGUUGCUGCAGGAGCGCCUACAAGGAUGCCAACAGAUUCUACCCCAAGCCCUGUUGUAGCUGGUGCACCUACCCGUUCGCCAACAGUCGAUGGCCCCACUACAAGCAGCCCUGUUGCUGCAGGAGCGCCCACAAGAAAGCCUGUUGAUAUUGGUGUUCCAACGCGUACGCCAACUGAGGAAACAGAACCAACCGACACACCUUCUGGUGUCCCCACCAUCGAUCCAUUGAGCGGUUGUUCGCCAGUUGUAUCUUGUAGUCUUGUGUUCUCCAACAAUGAUGGUGUUUUGGUAUGUCUUGAACUUGGGGACUCCUUGGUAGAAGCUUGUCUUCCUGUAAGUUGGAUACAGGAAUCCCUACUGCUUGGUAGUUGUGGGCCCUGUCCAACGGAAGCUCCCUCCAGUCAGCCUACCGAAUCACCGCCAAUUGCAACUGUUCUUCCAACGGACUAUCCCAUGAGUCUCGAACCCACAGAAUUACCCACAAACCCUGUUCCUAGUACACUCCCAAGUCAGUCGCCAUCGGAUAGGGAGGAUCUAUGUGGUGAUGAUCCUGUCAUUCCUUGUGGAGAAGAUGCGAUUUACUUCUGCCUUACUGAUUUGGAAUUCGAAGAUUUGUUUGGUGAUAAGACUGUGUGCUUGCCUCUCGAUCUGCUACCAACUGCAGUCGACAAAGGGGUCGGAUACUGCGGCGAAUGUCCACCGGGGCCCACGUUGGGGCCCACAAUUGAUCCUUUGACCGGAUGUGACCCUGUUAUUCCCUGUGAAGGAUUCUUGGGUUCCAUGUUUUCAGGAGUUGAAUUUUGUCUCCAGUUUCCUGGUGAGCAGGCUACCAUUUGCCUCCCCAUCCGUUUGGUUGAGCCGUCUCUCGAAUAUGGCGAAUGUGGCACCUGCGACAACCUCUCAAGCGCGCCGACCACUGCUUUCACUUCGUCUCCUACCAUGUUCCCGUCACUGGAGGAGUGCGAGGACAUCGUACCUUGCGAUGACGGCAAAAUUAUAUACUGCAUUCAGUUGGAUUCUGGUGCCGUUGAGGUCUGCUUAUCGAUUUCCCUAGCUCCCGAGAUUGUGCCUACGUUCGGAACCUGUGGCCGCUGCCCUGAAGAGACACCAAGUCCAACUGGUUCACCAACAGUGAGUCCGACAUUCAACCCCACGGGUUUGCCAUCGACAAGUCCAUCCAAUAUUCCCAGUAUGACCCCAACUGGUGCACUGGACGGUUGUAUCGUUGAACCUCCAGCUUGUGAAAUCGAGACUCCCCGACAAGUUGGUUUGAGUGACAACAGCACUAUAGGCGAGGGCGAUAGGGUCACCUUUUGUUUUGUGUUUUUCAAUGACCGUCAGGUUGAACUUUGUGUGCUCGUUGAGAAUGUCAAAGAUUUGCUUGACCAAGGCUACUGUGGCCCCUGUGUUGAGCCGCCAAGCAUAGCCCCAACAGAAUCCCCCACUGCAGGUCCGACAUCAUCAGCACCAACAUCACUGCCAUCGGGACAACCUUCGGGACUGCAACCAUCUACAAGCGCCCCAACGAAUAUCCCGACUGCAAAUCCAACUACUCUUGCACCAUCCUCUUUUCCUUCUGGGGAUCCUUUGGCUGGUUGCGAGCCCUUCGUCCCGUGUGGUGACAAUGGAGUUGUUUUCUGUUUACAGGGGGAGGAGGAAAGAGAUAACAUUGAGAUCUGUCUACCAAUUGAUUUUGUGCAGGAUGCUCUUGGUCUUGGUUUCUGUGGAGUAUGCCCAUCUCUUACUCCCUCCAGCGUCCCCACUUUCUCGCCGACAACAACUCCCACGCAAGCUCCAACUGGGUUCCUUGAUGGCUGCGUAAUUGAACCACCCGUGUGUGUUCUGGAUCCAGAUGAUGGAGAGGAUCGUGUGUCGUUCUGCUUGGUUAUUGGAAACUCCCAGAUAGAGCUAUGUGUGCGUGUGGAGAAUGUACAAGACCUUUUAGAACGAGGAUACUGCGGCCCAUGCAUUCAACCACCAAGUGUACCGCCAACAGAGUUGCCAUCUGUAGAUCCGACCACAUCUGUACCGACAAGCCUCCCUUCUAUGCAACCAACUGGUAUUCAACCCUCCACAACAGCCCCCACAGUUCUUCCCUCGGCCACGCCAACAACCCUCAGCCCCUCAGUUGCCCCUUCUUCUGACCCUCUGCUUGGAUGUGAACCUGUUGUCCCUUGUGCAAUUGGCUCCGUCACGUUUUGUCUGCGAACUGAGCUAGGAACAGGGUACCUCGAGAUAUGCUUGCCUAUUGAAUUUGUACAGGAGCUUCUUGAGCAAGGGUCUUGCGGGGAGUGUCCAUCACCGGCCCCGUCAGUCUUACCCACAGGGGCUCCAACUACGUUGCUUCCAACAAGCCUUCCCAGCGUGACCCCCACAUUGAUACCAACCAUUGCGCCUACUGGCCCUCUUGAUGAUUGUGAUGUCAUGCCGUCAAACUGCACGGUUCCUGGCGAUGACAGCGACAGAGUUACAUUUUGUCUGACGAUCAACGACGUCCAAACUGAGCUCUGUGUUCUGGUUGAAGAUGUUCUGGAGCUGCUUACCUUGGGACUUGGAUACUGUGGACCAUGUAUUGAGCCACCCAGUCCAGCACCAACUUUUCUGCCAUCUUCUGUACCCUCGGAACCAACUACAAAUGCUCCUACGUUGGUGCCAUCCCCACGGCCUACAGGAUCUGAACCUUCUACGGAUUCGCCAACCGUUUCUCCCACGUUACUGCCAACAACGGCAUCCCCAUCAUUCACACCCACAAUCGAUCCUUUGGAUGGAUGUGCCGUUGUUGUCCCAUGCAAUAAUGAAACUGGAGUAGUAUUUUGCUUCGAAGGGAUGAUAGUCUCCAGAAACGUUGAAGUUUGUCUACCGAUUGAACUAGUGCAGGGCGCACUUGAAUUUGGGUUCUGUGGAGAGUGUCCUUCUCCAAGCCCCUCAAGCCCCCCAACAGGCCUCCCAACGGAGAUGCCAACCACUUUGACACCAACAAUCCAACCAACACAGAUUCCCACAACAUUGGUUCCUUCUUUCUCCCCAACUUUGGCACCAACUAUUGAUCCUCUGGAAAUCUGCGAAGAAGAGCCACCUCCUUGUACCCUGGAUCCAGAUGAUGGAGAGGACCGUGUGACAUUUUGUGUUCAAUUUGGUGGCCAGCAGGAGGAGGUUUGUGUGUUUGUAGGAAAUGUGGAUGAUUUGUUGGCUAUAGGUGCUGGCUACUGUGGUCGGUGCAUUGAACCUCCUAGCCCACUGCCGACAUUGGUGCCAUCAUUGAUGCCAACACCAAAGCCAAAUUCAAUUCUCCCUCCCCUGCCUUCUCUUGCACCUGCUAGUGAGCUCCCAACAUCAAGUCCUGUAGAAACGCCAUCAAGUUCUCCUACAAUUGACCCACUAACAGGUUGCAGCCCAGUAAUCCUGUGCAAUGACAAUGGGGUUGAAAAUGGUGUUGUCAUGUGCCUGAUUGGUCCAGCUCAACAGAUAGAGAUCUGCAUUCUGAUUGAGCUAGUGCAGGAAGCGCUGGAGGCUGGCUUUUGUGGUGAAUGUCCCACCACAGCCCCCACUGGUACCCCAACAGCAGAACCAACCACUUUGGAACCAACCACUUUGGCUCCUUCUUUCUCCCCAACUUUGGCACCAACUAUUGAUCCUCUGGAAAACUGUGAAGAAGAGCCACCUCCUUGUACCCUGGAUCCAGAUGAUGGAGAGGACCGUGUGGCAUUUUGUGUUCAAUUUGGUGGCCAGCAGGAGGAGCUUUGUGUGUUGGUAGGAAAUGUGGAUGAUUUGUUGGCUAUAGGUGCUGGCUACUGUGGUCCAUGCAUUGAACCUCCUAGCCCACUGCCGACAUUGGUGCCAUCUUUGCUGCCAACAACAAGUCCAAAUUCAAUUCUCCCUCCCCUGCCUUCUCUUGCACCUGCUAGUGAGCUCCCAACAUCAAGUCCUGUAGAAACGCCAUCAAGUUUCCCUACGAUUGACCCACUAACAGGUUGCAGCCCAGUAAUCCCUUGCAGUGAUGAUGGGGUUGAAAAUGGGGUUGUCAUGUGCCUGAUUGAUCCAGUUAGACAGAUAGAGAUCUGCAUGCCGAUUGAGAUAGUACAGGAAGCGCUGGAGGCUGGCUUUUGUGGUGAAUGCCCCACCACAGCCCCAACUAGUACCCCUACUGCAUUGCCGACUACAGGCUCCCCCACAGCACUUCCUACAGCUGUGCCAACCACGCUGCCAACAAUCGAUCCUCUCACAGGAUGCACCCCUGUGAUUGAUUGUACACCCUCAAACGUGCUUUAUGACGAUGGCGUUAUAUUCUGCUUGGAAGACUAUCUUCCAUCUGGACAGGACCUUGAAGUAUGUCUACCUGUUGAGUUCGUUCAGGAUGGUUUGGACCAAGGAUUCUGUGGGAUGUGUCCGACUGAGAUUCCGUCAAUCUCGCCCACGGGAGGUCCCACGAUAGGUCCAACUAUGGCUCCUGUUACUCUGUUUCCGAGCGCUUUGCCGUCGGGUUCCCCAACCACAAAUGCGCCCACCACUUUGGAGCCCACAGCCAUGGCCCCGGUUACUCUGUUUCCGAGCUCCUUGCCAUCGGUUUCCCCGACCACUUUGGAGCCUACAGCCAGUCCAACAAUUGUUCCCACCGCUGCGCCAACAGUGGACCCUCUGGAAGGAUGUGGCGACGAUCCAAUCGAGCCUUGUACAGACGAUGGAGUGACAAAUGGAAUAAUCUUUUGUUUUGAGCCAAGCAUUGUGGACUUCGAAGCAAUUUGUGUUCCAGUGAGCUUUGUCCCGAUCCUUUUGGAAGCCGGUCUGGGAGAAUGCGGACCAUGUCCAACAUUUCCUCCUUCACCAUCACCGUCCCAAGACCCAACAGGCCUUCCGUCUGUCUUGCCUACUGGAAUGCCUAGCAAUGCGCCAACAACGGCAGCACCUACAACAAAUGCGCCGAGUGCUUCCCCCUCCGCAGCACCUACGACAGCCGAACCAACCGCCUCGCCGACAACUGCAACUCCCACGAAGAGUCCUUCUGUGAAUCCCACCUCAAUGCCAACCAUCAGCCCAACAGACGCUCCAACCAUCAACCCAACAUAUGCUCCAACUCCUGGCCCGUCUACGUUUCCCACAAACGAACCAACGACAAGUCCCACAAAUGCUCCAACUCCUGCCCGUCUACUCUCCCACCUUCAAUCCAACGACAAGUCCGACAAAUGCUCCAACUCCUGGCCCGUCUAUGUCUCCCACAAACGAACCAACAACGCUCGCGCCAUCAACCCUCGCGCCAACAACACUAUCCCCAACAGUGGCCACUGGAGAACCAACAAAAACGCCAUCAGCUUUUCCGACGAGACUCCCAACCGAGAUCCCUACUGA
Seminavis robusta is the source of this 5970-nucleotide messenger RNA. Lineage: Eukaryota; Bacillariophyta; Bacillariophyceae; Naviculales; Naviculaceae. The record is from the annotation of a GenBank genome assembly.